AUGCUCAUGAACGUCUAGACGUGGAUUACUUCAUCGAGUACGCGCAGAUAGCUGAAAGUGCCAAAUUCGAAACAUUGUUUCUUGCAGACGGUGCCAGUUUCCCUGCCGGACCGUUGGCAAAGCAUUUCUGGAGUGUCAGCCACUUUGAACCAGCAACUCUGUUCUCAGCGAUCGCAGCGCGCACGAAGAACAUUGGAUUGGUGUACACUGCUAGCGUCAGCGACAACGAGCCGACACAUGUUGCGAGGCAGCUUGCAAGUCUCGACCACAUUAGCCACGGCCGAGCUGGUUGGAACGUUGUCACCACACCAGGGCCAGGUUCCGGGAACUUGGGAGUGCCACCUGAAGAAACUAAGAGUAGUCCCGCCAAAUACGCCAGGGCGAAGGCAUUUCUAAGUGCUGUCAAAUCUCUGUGGGACAGUUUUGAGGACGACACACUGCUCAGAGACAAGGAGAGCGGAGUCUAUGUUGAUUUGAGCAAGGUACAUUGGCCUAGCAUCGAUGACGGAUUCUACAAGAUUACACAACCAUUGAGCAUUGAGCGCCCGAUCCAGGGUCACCCUGUGAUUGCCCAAGCUGGUACGUCCCCUGAAGGGAUAGAGUUCGGCGGGUCCACGGCAGAUUUGAUCUACUGCGCAAACUACUCGAUACCAGAUGGACAGAAAACCUAUAGAGCCCUCAAGGACGCAGCCAUAAAGGCAGGAAGAGAUCCUGAUCAUCUGGUUAUCCUAACGGGUGUCGCCGUGAUUUGGGGCGAAACGCAAGAGGAAGCAGAGAGGAAACUUAAAGAGGUCACCUCCUUAUGGCCUAUCGAAGUAGCAGUACAAAACCUUCACAUUGGGUUUGGGAAUGCAGACAUAGAUUCACCUUUCCCGGAUGAAUAUGACCCUGGAUUUUCCAGCGGCCGAGCGGCCGCCAUUGCCUCUUUUGCGCGAUCAAACAAGCUCACAAUACGUCAGACAGCCGAGCGUUGUUCCAUUGGGCUUGGGCAUAGACCAUUGAUUGGGACCACUCAAUCCAUCGCUGAUGAUCUGCAGGCUUGGUUGGAGGCGGACGCGACAGACGGGUUUGCUGUUAUCCAGCCACUCCUACUUGACGGACUUCGCGACUUUACCACUCACAUUGUGCCUGAGCUUGUACGCAGGGGACUAUUCCGAUCUGAGUAUGAAGGACAAACAUUAAGAGAGAACUUGGGUUCUCCGAGACCGACUAA
Molecule: messenger RNA, 1213 nt
Organism: Clonostachys solani
Lineage: Eukaryota; Fungi; Ascomycota; Sordariomycetes; Hypocreales; Bionectriaceae
Source: the annotation of a GenBank genome assembly